AACGCCCAGGGUGGGGGAAGGCGCUUGUCAACAGCCGCCAGCCAGAGCAGCCGGGGGAGAGAAGGGGGAAGACCAUCGGAGACUUCCAGCCAGGCCAUGCUCAAUUUUGGAGCUUCUCCUUUCCAGCUGGCCGAGGAAGGCAUGGAGCAGCACAUUAAAAAGUGUUCUUGGAAUAAUACCACUGAAAAAAGUGAUUUUGAAGCUGUGGAAGCUCUGAUAUCCAUGAGCUGUAGUUGGAAAUCGGACUUCAAGAAGUAUGUUGAAUUGAGACCAAUAACACCAGCAUCAGAUAUAUCUGAAGAAUUCGAGGAAAACCUGCCACCUUCCACUGACUUUCAUGCAAUACCAGCCAUUUGUUUGACUCCACCCUGCAGCCCUUCUGACCUUGAAAUGUCUCACGCAAUCCAUCCAGCAGCACCAGCACCAUCUUUUGUACAGAGGAAGACAGUUACCAACAUGUCUGGUCAAGUUUCUCCCUCGAUUCUUAGAGAGACUAAAAAGGACCCAGGAUCCAGAGUGCUUAAAGCUCAAGCAACAAGUGUCAUUCGCCACACUGCAGAUGCCCAGCUUUGUAAUCAUACAACCUGUCCAGCAAGAACAGCCAGUGUUCUGGACUAUCAGGAUGAUAAUGCAAAGGAGGCAAGUCGACAGGACACUGCAACACCAAGAGAAGACCCAUCUUGUGAAAACAUGUCACUUCCUGAAAAUGACAAGCCUUCUGGUUUGCAAGAUAAGAGAUGUCCAAUGCUAAGUGUUAACCCGGUGCAAUUUGCACGGACUGAACUUAGCAGUACUCUGCCAAUCCAUGGCUCAGCACAGCAGUCUGCGCUGGUAGUUCCAACUUCUCCAGUGCAAGCUGGAGGAGUCUCUUCUAUGCCGUUAGUUUGCCAUAUGGUUCCACUGCCUGCUAACAACUCUCUUGUGACAACGGUACUACCCAGCACCCCUUGUAGCCCGGUGCCAUCAAACCUUUGUCAGCCUAUGGUGUUCAUGGGAACCCAGGUUCCCAAAGGAGCUGUUAUGUUCGUUGUGCCACAAACUGUUGUCCAGAAUCCAAAGGCUCCUAUGAUCAGUCCUAAUGGCACCAGACUUUCCCCCAUUGCUCCUGCUCCAGGUUUUACUCCUGUUGCAACAAAGAUCACUCCAUCCAUUGAUUCUCUGAGAAUAAGAAGUCAUGUUUGUAACUAUCCUGGAUGUGGAAAAACGUAUUUUAAGAGUUCUCAUUUGAAAGCCCAUGUGAGAACGCACACAGGAGAGAAGCCAUUCAGUUGUAGUUGGAAAGGCUGUGAGAGGAGGUUUGCGCGUUCUGAUGAACUGUCUCGCCAUCGUAGAACGCACACAGGGGAGAAGAAAUUUGCUUGCCCUAUCUGCAAUCGACGAUUUAUGAGGAGCGACCACUUAACAAAACAUGCACGUCGCCACUUAUCAGCCAAGAAGUUACCAAACUGGCAAAUGGAAGUGAGCAAGCUAAAUGAUAUUGUUGUACCACCUACUACGGCGCCUGCACAGUGAAGUAUUAUUAUCUGAAGAUACUGUCAACUAACUGUUGUUACAGUGAUUGGAGUGCCAGCGGUGAUGUCAGAACAGCUUCCAGAAUAAGUCUGUGGUUCUACUGUGUUAGCCUUUGAUGGCUAUUAGAACAGACAGCAGUCAUGGCUCUGAUGUAGUCCUGGAAAAAAAGUCACAUGGGACAGUAGGUUUCUCUUAUCCUUGGGGAAAAGAGAAAUGGAAGUGUCAAGCAAGAGUGAUGCUUUAAACACAGGAAAACUACUUGUAUGCGCUACCAAUCCACCAGGUAUAAGCCAGAGCAACACGUGUUAAGUAGUAAUAAUACACAGAGAGGAAUAUUGGUCUGGUACAGGACCAGAUAACGUUGUUAUACCAAAGUGCUGUAACUUCAUUUUAGAUGAGAGAGAAUAUUUGAUUUAUUCUCCUUUACUUAAAAAGUGGUGGAACUCUGGUUAUCAGAAAUGCAUUGUGGUUAGGCUUGUUUCUCUUCAUUUAGUAUAGCUAAUUAUACCAAUUUAAAACAUGAAGCAAAGAAUUAAUUGAGGACGAGUCGCAUGGGUGGGGGAUUUUAAAACACCCGAAGUCAAUCAGUUUCUUAAUGUUAUCAUGCAAGUUGAAUAGUAUUUCUGCUAUUCCUUUUGAAAACAUCAUGAUUAGUACUGUAAGGUGUACUUCUGCAUCUUCUAGUGCAUCUGCUUGUACGUUGCUUAUGGUUUCAUUUAUACCAUGAUGUUCUAUACCAUUGAAUUUUUGAAAUCCUGAUACAGUGCACUUUGUUUAAAAUGUAAUCUUAGGAGCAAACUGAGGUUCUCUUUGGGAGGAAGGACAAGAGUAGUAUGCUACGCUACUUUCUGAAAACAUUACUUUGGAAGAUAUACAUCUGUUUUAAGCUAAGUGGCCUUUAUACGUUGAAGGUAUGAUGCUGUGUUAAAUCAGAAAAUGAGGGGUUAUGCAUGAAGCAAAGGUUGUCAAAGACACCAAAUUAGUACACCAUGAUUAUUAAACCAUUUUUUCUUGGUGGUAUUUCUAUUCCCUCUUCUACACUACUGGUGAAGAAUAAACUGCUGGAGAGUGGUGUAAUAUCUAUUUUGUGACUACUUUAAAAUUUUGCACAAUAUUUCUUAUAUUGUACUUUAUACCUUGUUUACAAUAAAGAUCCAGUUUUGUUUAAUACAGAUA
Eublepharis macularius is the source of this 2688-nucleotide messenger RNA. RefSeq names its product KLF transcription factor 10 (gene KLF10). Lineage: Eukaryota; Metazoa; Chordata; Lepidosauria; Squamata; Eublepharidae. The record is from RefSeq and is a predicted model, not a curated record. Gene Ontology annotation, molecular function: DNA-binding transcription factor activity, RNA polymerase II-specific; RNA polymerase II cis-regulatory region sequence-specific DNA binding. The coding region runs from base 97 to 1512 and encodes 471 amino acids. Gene Ontology annotation, biological process: regulation of transcription by RNA polymerase II. The transcript is spliced from 4 exons.